AUGCCCUCUCGAACUACCAGGCUCUCCGACAAAGCUGCUCUCCCUUUCAAAACAUCCAACAAACAGCGGCGACAAGAACUGCACAUAAAACAGAAGCGUGCCCGGGAUGCGCUGAAACGAGCAGACCGAUUCAGCCGCAAGAAGGAAGAAGCGAGGAAUCCUAAGUUACGAGACGAGCGUUUACGGAAAAAUGUGCCCGCAACUUUGGACAGGAAGAGAGUGUACGACGAGGUCGCAGACGAGCCUGGGAAUGGUGGGUUGGGUGCGGUUUAUGACGUGGAAAGGCUGAAGAGGCGGAAGUUGGCCGAAGAGCAGGCAUUGGAGCUCAGCGGUGAUGGGGACGAAGGAGCAGAGGAGCCUGUGGACAACGAGGACAACGACUCCAUGCUGGAGGAAACUGACGAGGAAGAGGAUCAGGACGAAGACGACCGCGGACCGGAUGACCUCGACGACGUUACCGACGACCCCUUACCCUCUAAAACGCAACUCCAGUCCAAGCAGAGACAAUCCCGUGCCCAAUCACCGACGCGUUCCACGACCUCGACGAACCUGUCCCUCGCCCCUGCCGCUCUCGCCGCAAAGUUCCCGUCUCUCUUUCUUUCACCAGAUUCUCCUCCUCCACCCCCCCCUAAAAUACUCAUAACGACGUCAAUCAACUCCAACCUGCAUGACGAAGCCGCGCUCUUAACCGACCUCUUUCCCAACAGCAGAUACAUCCGUCGCUCUUCGCACCGCUAUGGAUAUAAAUUUUCCGUGCGCGAAAUCUCCCAGUUCGCAAGUAAACAUGGGUACACGGCUGUUAUCGUACUCGAGGAAGCAAAUCACCGCAAACAGCCUGGGGGCUUGACGAUCGUGCACCUACCAGCCGGUCCAACAUUUCAUUUCUCGUUGUCCAAUUGGUAUUCUGGCAAGCAGAUCCCUGGGCAUGGACGAUCGACACAGCAUAUCCCGGAAUUGAUGCUAAACAACUUCACCACGCCGCUAGGUCUGUUGACAGCUCACCUGUUCCGCUCACUUUUCCCACAUUCACCUGAAUUGCAAGGGCGGCAGGUCUUGACGUUGCACAACCAAAGAGAUUACAUUUUCCUCCGGCGGCACCGGUACAUCUUUCGUGCCAAGCGAGAAACCGAAAAAUCAGUGGUAGGAACAGAUGGCAAAGAGAUGCAGGGCGUUGAGGAGAUACGAGCUGGGCUACAGGAAUUAGGACCUAGGAUGACGUUGAAGUUGAGGAGGGUCGACAAAGGUAUCCAAAGAGCCAGUGGGCAGGAUUGGGAAUGGAAGAGCAAGAUGGAGAAAGUGAGGACCAAAUUCCAGCUGUGA
Cladophialophora yegresii CBS 114405 is the source of this 1320-nucleotide messenger RNA. RefSeq lists its product as uncharacterized. NCBI's taxonomy places the organism in Eukaryota, Fungi, Ascomycota, Eurotiomycetes, Chaetothyriales, Herpotrichiellaceae. Gene Ontology annotation, cellular component: preribosome, large subunit precursor; nucleolus. Gene Ontology annotation, biological process: maturation of 5.8S rRNA; maturation of LSU-rRNA. The record is from RefSeq and is a predicted model, not a curated record. Gene Ontology annotation, molecular function: rRNA primary transcript binding. The coding region runs from base 1 to 1320 and encodes 439 amino acids. The transcript has a single exon.